AUGGACAGCUAUCAAACUCCCCUCUCCUCCCGAUAUGCAUCCAAGGAGAUGUCCAAACUCUUCUCUUCAGGUACCAGAUUCGGUACUUGGAGAAAGCUAUGGCUCAACCUAGCUAUCGCCGAGAAGGAACUCGGUCUCGCCAUUUCUGACAAAGCUAUCGAACAGAUGAAAGCCAAUUUAGACCUUGAUGAAGCUCAGAUGAAAGUUGCUGCCGAGGAAGAGAAGAAACGACGACACGAUGUCAUGGCUCAUGUCCACACUUUCGGUACUGUCGCUCCUGAGGCUGCCGGUAUCAUCCACUUGGGAGCUACUUCCUGUUACGUCACCGAUAACGCCGACCUGAUCUUCCUUCGAGAAGGACUCGACAUCCUCCUUCCCAAACUUGCCGUCGUCAUCUCUCGAUUCUCCUCCUUUGCUGAGAAAUACCGUGAUUUACCUACAUUGGGAUUCACUCAUUUCCAACCUGCUCAAUUGACCACCGUCGGUAAACGAGCGACCUUAUGGAUUCAAGAGUUAUUAUGGGACUUGAGAAAUUUGGAAAGAGCAAGAAACGAUUUAGGUUUUAGAGGUGUGAAAGGAACGACUGGUACUCAAGCUUCCUUUUUAACGCUUUUCAACGGUGAUCACGAUAAAGUAGAAGCAUUAGACAAAAGAGUGACGGAAUUGUUUGGUUUCCCAUAUGCUUAUCCCGUUACUGGUCAGACUUACUCUAGAAAGAUCGAUGCGGAUGUUUUGGGACCAUUGUCAAGUUUCGGUGCGACCGUUCAUAAGAUCGCUACUGAUAUCCGACUCCUUGCCAAUCUGAAGGAGAUUGAAGAACCUUUCGAAAAAGAUCAAAUCGGUUCAUCAGCUAUGGCUUACAAGCGAAACCCUAUGCGAUGUGAACGAGCAUGUUCUCUCGCCAGACACCUCAUGGCAAUCUACCAAAACACCUUGAUGACCUCUUCCGUUCAAUGGCUCGAGAGAACAUUAGAUGAUAGUGCCAACCGAAGAGUUACCAUCCCCGAAGCCUUCCUCACAGCUGAUAUCCUCCUUACGACCCUCCAAAAUAUCUCCGAAGGUUUGGUGGUCUAUCCUAAAGUAAUCGCACGAAGGAUCUCUCAAGAACUUCCAUUCAUGGCUACCGAAAAUGUCAUUAUGGCGAUUGUCAAAGCCGGUGGAGACAGACAAGAAUGCCACGAGAAGAUUAGAGUAUUAUCUCAUCAAGCUGGAUCAGUGGUCAAAGAACAAGGUGGAGAGAACGAUUUGAUCGACAGGAUCAAGAAAGAUGAUUACUUCCAACCUAUCUGGAACCAAUUGGAUGAUCUGUUAGAUCCUAACACGUUUGUUGGAAGAGCUCCAGAACAAGUGGAUGGAUUCGUAAAGGAUUGGGUCAAACCUGCUUUGGAGAAGUACCAGGAUCAGUUGAAGAACGUAAAACAGGCUGAAUUGUCUGUAUAA
Messenger RNA from Kwoniella botswanensis, 1440 nucleotides. RefSeq names its product adenylosuccinate lyase. NCBI's taxonomy places the organism in Eukaryota, Fungi, Basidiomycota, Tremellomycetes, Tremellales, Cryptococcaceae. Gene Ontology annotation, molecular function: (S)-2-(5-amino-1-(5-phospho-D-ribosyl)imidazole-4-carboxamido) succinate lyase (fumarate-forming) activity; N6-(1,2-dicarboxyethyl)AMP AMP-lyase (fumarate-forming) activity. The transcript is spliced from 10 exons. Gene Ontology annotation, cellular component: cytosol. Bases 1 to 1440 code for a protein of 479 amino acids. Gene Ontology annotation, biological process: 'de novo' AMP biosynthetic process. The record is from RefSeq and is a predicted model, not a curated record.